This is a messenger RNA of Funneliformis geosporum, 1560 nucleotides long. The record is from the annotation of a GenBank genome assembly. Lineage: Eukaryota; Fungi; Glomeromycota; Glomeromycetes; Glomerales; Glomeraceae.
AUGUCAUCAAAUAACAAUCGUUCCUCACUUUCACAAUUUUGCGAAAAAUCAUUAAAAAAAGUUUCGGAAGUUUAUAUUCAAACAAAACAAAAUUCGAUUAAAUUAUUAAGCACCUUAAAUAUCAACCUUGCAAAUAGACGUAAUGAAAAUGCUGAAAUAGAAUAUAAAUCAAAUGAUGAUUUAGAAGAUUGCCAUGAUUAUAAAAAGACAAAGUGGAUGGAUUCGAAGCCUGCCUUUUUUAAUCCACCUACACCAUAUCAAAUAGAAACUUAUCAUAAGUUUAUAACGGAUGCCUCAUCACCUUAUUCCAAUUCAAUGAACGUAACAGAAUAUUUGAAUUGUUCGGAUGAUGAAAAAUUUUCAAGUGGAAAUGAUAGUCCAUAUUCAAAUUACACGGUGAAUAGUUAUUUUAAUUAUCCACGUAAUUCUCUCCCUCAAAGUCCUUACCUACAAAAAAAUCCAUACAGUAAUGAUGAGAAAGAGCCUUCAGAUCAUGAAUAUUCUGAUGAUCAGGAUGAUUAUUUUUCAAGAAAGCGGUCAAAUUGUUCUUCUCAAUCAUCAUCAUCAUCUGUAUCGACCAGUUAUGGAAUCUCUGAUUUGGUCAUGACUCCAUUUUCAAGUGAAUCGGUUUAUGAUAAGAAAGAUGAAGGAUAUGAAUUUAUUAAUGAAGAAGAAAUUGAGUAUAUCGAAAAAGAAAAAGCUAAUAGAAAAAAAUUGAAACGAAGUAAAUCAAGCAAAUCAAGCAAAUCAAGUACAAAAUCUAUUAGCAGUCAAAUUAGCCAUAAAUCAUUGAAAAGCAUUAGAUCCAUAAAUAAAUUAUCUCUAAAGUUGAAUAAAAAUAAAUUAUCAUCUCCAACGACAAAAGAUUCAAUUGGAACUAUAAAUUUUGAAGAAUUCAUCGGUUCUUUGGAUAUUUCUGAAGAUUUGGAAGAAAGAUUACAAUGGUUAUUUAGAUUUUAUGAUAAUGACGGAGAUGCAGGCAUUCCAGGAUCGGGUAAAACUACAUUGGCAAAUAAUCUCGUACAAGUUGUAAACAAUUUAGUUGGAAAACAAAUAGCCAUCAAUAUAUCAAUGGAUGGAUAUCAUUAUCCCAAAAAAAUAUUGGACACAUUUCCGAAUGUUGAGGAAGCUAAUGCUCGUCGUGGAGCGCAUUGGACAUUUGAUGCUGAAGGACUUCUUAAACUUGUUGUCAGUCUUCGAAAUCCAAUAAUACAUCAGAACAUCAUUAAUGCACCAUCCUUUGACCAUGCUGUUGGCGACCCUGUCGAAGAUGACAUCAAGAUUCUUCCAAGUCAUCAAUUAGUGAUAUUUGAAGGACUUUAUCUUCAUUUGAGAGAACCACAUAUUUGGAAUUCAAUUGCUUUACAAAUGGAUGAACUUUGGUUUUUACAAAUAGAUCGUGAAAUUGCAAGAAUGAGAAUGAUUAAAAGACACAUAAAAAGUGGAAUUGCUAAAGAUGAGAAAUCUGCGGCAUAUAGAAUAGAAAGUAAUGAUUUUGUAAAUGCUGAUUAUAUUCUGGAGAAUAGCAUUACACCCACAAAGGUAAUUAUUAUUGACUAA